GAAUUCAAGAAUUAGGGUUCUGAAAUGAAAAUUUAAAAUAGGAAAAUAGCGUUGCCCCUUCAGCGAGGUGGUCUCUUUGCUCAGCGUAUUGAUUUGGGAGGGAAAAUUCUAAAACCACAAAAAUUCAGUCUCAAUCGAUCACAUUCCCCCUCCCCAACCUUCAAUCCCACUCACCGGCACCAGAUACUAAUUCUAUUUCCUGAAGUAGAGAAUCUAAUAUGAGCACUACACUGCAAAAAAGUCCAAGAUCUGGUAGACAGUCUUUAUUUUUCCAGGAUUUAGCUUCACCAGUUUCUGCACGUAGAGGAAAGUUUUCGAGUCCAGGGCAGGCAGCUGCAGUAUCUGCACUAUGGCGUGAGAACUUUGGUAAUUCGGACCUUCCUCCACCUCCUGUCUACACCUUGGAAGAUAGAUCAGAUUUUUCUCCCGAAUCAGGCAUACCAGAUUACCAAAUAUCCCCUGAGACUAAGUCGGACACUAGAACUCCCAUCCAAAUUUCAAAUAGAGAAUUUUCAACUCCUGUGAAAGGCAAAUCUGAAGCCAGCACCUCUUAUGCUUUGAGAGGGGUACAGCAAAACCAACAGGGCUCGCCUGGUUUGAGUUGGUGGUCACCUGCAACGGCAAAGAGUGGUGGUGAACAAGAUGAUAAGGGGAGGAGUUCGCCAGUUGAGGGUGUGGUUCAGCCUGGUGCUUUGAUAACUCUUCCUCCACCACUGGAAGUGGCAAGGCCUCAGGUUCAAAGAAAUUCCUUACCAGCAGGGAAUCUCAACGAGGAAGAAUGGGUAACUGUAUAUGGAUUUUCUCCAGGUGAUACUAACUUGGUUUUAAGAGAGUUUGAAAAAUGUGGUGAAAUUUUGAAACAUGUUCCUGGUCCUAGAGAUGCUAACUGGAUGCACAUUUUGUAUCAGAAUCGAUCUGAUGCACAAAAAGCUCUUAACAAGAAUGGAAUGCAAAUUAAUGGAGUACUAAUUGUUGGUGUGAAACCGUUGGAUCCCAUGCAACGUCAAGCCUUAAAUGAAAGGCUUAACAAUCAGGGAUUCAUGCCCUUACCAUUACCCUCUGCUAGAAACUCAGAAGCGAGCACAUUGAAAGCUUCUUCUCGACCUUAUUAUUUGCAGAAUGGCAACUCAACUGCACGGCAGACUGGAGGAACCAUUGCUUCCCCAACAAAGUCAUUGGUGUCCAAGAUUAUGGAUUUGAUGUUUGGCGUCUAGCUGUUCUGGUGAAUUAAACUGAUAUCAUUGUGUUUGUUGUAAACAAUGAAUUUACCCUCUCAGCUAUUCAUACACUUCGAAGAAGUUUGGUAUGUCUUGUUCAUUGGAUUUGAAUUGGAAUAUUUACUCUUUGGAUCUCAAUUAGUGGAAUUUAUGGCAUCUUAACAUUGCAAUCUUAUGGAUGCCUGUUUUGAGAAAUGAGAACAUAAUACAUAACUUGAGAGUUUGGAUGAGAGCAUAAUGACGAUGUUCAAUUUAUGUAGCUCAUCUCAUGUAAUAGAAUUUGGCUUCGGUUGUUGUUUUAAUCUGGGCACUUGAGAUUUUGGUG
Molecule: messenger RNA, 1542 nt
Organism: Abrus precatorius (Indian licorice)
Lineage: Eukaryota; Viridiplantae; Streptophyta; Magnoliopsida; Fabales; Fabaceae
Product: nuclear pore complex protein NUP35
Exons: 4
Coding region: 219-1214 (331 amino acids)
Biological process (GO): regulation of DNA-templated transcription; nuclear pore organization; NLS-bearing protein import into nucleus
Cellular component (GO): nuclear membrane; nuclear pore central transport channel; nuclear pore nuclear basket
Molecular function (GO): phospholipid binding; structural constituent of nuclear pore; single-stranded DNA binding
Source: RefSeq, a predicted model, not a curated record